This is a messenger RNA of Heterobasidion irregulare TC 32-1, 679 nucleotides long. RefSeq lists its product as uncharacterized. Lineage: Eukaryota; Fungi; Basidiomycota; Agaricomycetes; Russulales; Bondarzewiaceae. The transcript has a single exon. The record is from RefSeq and is a predicted model, not a curated record. The coding region runs from base 64 to 459 and encodes 131 amino acids.
ACCACAAGUCUCGGGUGCAGCCCUCCAACUGCUUCGACCGGCCCUGGAGCAGGCCCCGGCACGAUGCGCUUGAACCCGCUCUCCAAAGGCCAAGCCCCCUUGCUCCCCUCGCUUCCCUUUCUCACCGCUCUGCCCCUGACCUCCCUUGCCGUCACCAUCCCGUUCCCUAUCUCAUCCACCGUCUCCCUCAAUACACUCGCCUCGGCAACCACCUCUCCUAGCCCUUCCUCCACCCUUGCCCUCUUCAGCGGUGUCUGCUCCUCUCCGUCCCUCCGUCGCUUCCUCGUCUCCCGCCGGAAGACCGAUGGGUCCCACCGCGGUUCGAUUCGCGCCUCGAUGAUGGGUGCGGUGGGGGUGGCGGGGGUGGCGGGGGUGGCGGGGUACGGAACCCCUCUUGAUGCGGGCUUGAACGGCACGGGUGUGGCCGUCGAUGCCGGCACAUGCGGCACCCAGCGAUGAGUGGCUGGCACCGACGUCUGGGUGGAGGCCCAUGGAGGCGGGGCGACUGUGAUGGUGGCAGGACGAGGGAAAGGGGGAGUGGCGAACGAGGGGGCGGGCAAAGGGAAAGGAGGAGUGAUGAAGGAGGGGGCUAGGUGGGCCGACCCGACUGAAAACCGCGGGCCCGCGUGAUGCGACCAUGCGCGCGUGCACGGUUCAGAGGACUGGCUAUAGCCAGCCC